Molecule: messenger RNA, 1365 nt
Organism: Olea europaea var. sylvestris
Lineage: Eukaryota; Viridiplantae; Streptophyta; Magnoliopsida; Lamiales; Oleaceae
Exons: 6
Coding region: 1-1365 (454 amino acids)
Source: RefSeq, a predicted model, not a curated record
AUGCCUGACAAUGUUGAUAAUGACAAAAAUGAUAACAUUGAUGAUGAAUUUCCUAAGGAAAACGAUACUAGGGAAGAUGUUGAUGAUAAAUCUGUUAAAGAAAAUGAUACUAACGAAGAUGUAGAUGGUUUAAUUCAUAAUAGGUCCAUUCCCUUCAACAUCUAUGAUCCAAGAACUUGGGAUAAUCUUGAUAUAAAAUAUAGAGAUUUGCUAGUGGUAAAUGGUCCUCCAAGAGACCUGUCACUAGAACAGGGUCCAAAAGAUAAUUUGUCUAGAUGUUUCUCUGCGAGCCAUUACACUCGUUAUUUAUCAAAUGGACUUAAUGACUGGGUACAUCUCGGCGUCAGGCUUAAAGAACAUGAAAUGAGUAGUGUGCAUAUCAAUAACAUGGCUACUUGGAUUGAUUUACGUGCUAGACUGAACAAAGAUGAAACAAUUGAUAUAGAAAUUCAAAAACAAAUUAGAAAAGAGAAACAACAUUGGAAGGAAGUACUACAAAGAAUAAUUUAUGUCGUGCAAUACCUAGCUAAAAAAUGUUUGGCUUUUCGUGGAACUAAUGAGAGACCUCUUGAGGAUAGUAACGGGAAUUUCUUAGGACUAAUUGAAAUGAUUGCAAAGUGGGAUCCUAUCAUGAAGGAACAUAUGCGGCGUAUUGAAAGUAAUGAAAUUCAAUAUCAUUAUCUUUCACAUAAAAUUCAAAAUGAGUUGGUAGCUUCUUUUGCUUCUAAAAUCAAAAGCACAAUUAUUAAGAAAAUCAAAGAAGCAAAAUACUUUUCUGUGAUACUUGAUCGUACUCCGGAUGCAAGUCAUCAAGAACAAAUGUCCUUGAUCUUAAGAUGUGCUCUUAAUCUUGGCAUUAAUGAUGUAAAAGGACAAGGAUAUGAUAAUGGAUCUAACAUGAAAGCAUUGUGUGUUAUGGCAAACUCUUGUGUUAAAGCAAAAGAUUUUUUUGGUGCUGUACAAGCCACUAUCAGCUACACGAUGGAAAGUCAUGUUGAAGCUAUUAAAGCAAUUAGAUUCCAAGCUCCUGAAUUAAGAGAAGCUUUACUUGAAGUCGCUAAAAUUGAAAAUGACAAUGAUGUAAGGUGUCAGGCUAAAGCUUUGGCAACCCUUUAUGUCGGAAAUUUUGAGUUUUUAGUAGUUAUGAUCAUAUGGGAAUCUGGAUUCAAUGAUGUGAUAAAUAUUGCUAAAGAAAUUGCCAUUGUAAUGAAAAUUGAUCAUUUAUUUCAAGUGAAACGUAUAAUUCGUAGGAAGAAACAUUUUGAUGAAAAUACUACUAUAGAAGAUGCACAAUCACCUGAAGAUUCUUUCAGAACAAAUUAUUUCUUUUAUAUAAUAGAUCAAGCAAUUGGAUCACUUGAAUGA